CAAAAACACACUAAAAACGCACGUAAUUUACGUACAAAUGAGUGACACAUAAACCAAAACAACAGACCAUUGAAUAACACAAUACAGGAGUUGUGUCAACACAACCACAACAACAACACAGACACUGACUUCAAGACCUAACAUGAAGUCCAACUCCGGAACCGUUGGCAGUAAUGGUGGCCAACGGGUGGACACAUUCGCGGAACUGGUGGCCACUCUAUACGCGACCCGAUUGGCGGUUAUGGCCAGCGAUGGCACACAAAGACACUGUCGACAGGCGUUGGACACUACCAUAGAUCGGGUGCUCAACCACUUCGGACACGUGCGUCGACUCUCACUGGCCCUGAAGGACAACUCGGCGAACAACGCGCACCUCAUCCAUGAGCUGCGGCUUCAGUUCAGUGAUGGCCAGUCGUUGAAACACCGGCCAACUCAGGCGCAGCUUAAGAAACUGCAGUUUGAUUUAAUCGCUGCGAUGGCGCCCGACAUCACCACCACAUCCGACGACACCGACACCGAUGAAGACAACUGUCCCACACCUACCGACAGCCCCAACACCGUCAACACUAACCCUGUGUACAGUCACCCCUCUGUGUCCCCCACGCCGUGGUUUGAUAAGUGGAAACACAUGUUCAUUGAGACCUAUGAGCAGUCGGACCACGACUUUAUUGGCGCCCACUUUGGCUGCUUCUUCGUCAUCACUGAUCACGAGUUGGAGAGCUAUAAGGAUAUUAUCGCCUCAUUUAUCACACAGAUCAAACAGAUGUCAUGGAUCCGUUGGCUGCAGCCAGACUUCUUGCGCUACUACAUAGUGCUGUCGGAACAGUCACUCCAUACCCACCAAUCCAUGAAUACACCCAAAGGCCAACUCUUCAAAGAGUUACAGUCAGUGUAUCCCAACUCCUAUUGGCUACAAAUGGACGGACAGCCGCCGCAGACCACCGCCGAUGACUACACCGACAGCACCGGCGAUGUGUUCAACGACAGCACCACUCGGUCAGUGGUUCGGUGCGAGUCUAGCGACAGCUUUAACUACACGUCCCGCUCGUCGCCGGUGGGGCUGGAGUUGGGCGGCGACCCACUGAUGGCCAGCGGCGGCAAACCUCAUCACCAGAGCGCCGCUCGACUGAGCAGCGGUUCCAGCGACCAGUCCAUCACCAAAUCGCUGCACUCGCUGUCACUCAACGACUUGUGUCAACAGUAUCUUCAGGAGUCGACCCAACGCUCAUCAUCACCGGCGCCGCCACCGAAAUACGCCGGACUUCACGGCGCAGUCGACGCAAUGCUUCGGGAGUUUAUCGCCAAACACCUGAUCCCGUGGGCAGAGAAACACAUCAAACUAUUGGCCGACGCUGUGGCCAAACGCACGGGCUUUCGGCGCUCCCUCUUCUACAACACCAAACACUUCCUAAACUCCAUGUCUUCGUCAACAGUACUUCCCUCUCGAGGCGGCGGCCAAUCGGCGGUCGUAUAUCUGCCCGAAGCACCGGAGAUGCAACUCAGAAAACUGGGUGAUCUGGCCAUGUGUUUGACGGCCUAUGAACUCGCCUAUCAGUCCUACUACUCGGCCAAAAAGGACUACCAGACAGAGCAGGCGUGGCUUCACUUCGCGGCCGCCACAGAGGGCGCCGCCAUUGCCUCCUAUUUCACGCCCCGAUUUCAGCGCCACUACUUUGAACAGUCCAUCACAUGCUAUGUGGACACGUGUCAGGCCAUGUCAUUGGCCACCAGAGCCACAAUACUGGCCACCGAAGCCACGCGUUGGGUGUAUCCCAACGAAGCGGCGAAUCUGUUCAUUCGGAUGACCGGCGAUGACAGCGAUCUGCGGUCAGCCCUGUUCUUAGAGCAGGCGUCGCAAUGCUUUGUGGCCGCCGGCCAUCGCACCCGCAAAUCGGCCUUUCAUUACGUGUUGGCCGGCCAUCGAUACAACCGGUGCGGACUCAAGCAAUACGCUCUCCAAUCCUAUCGUCGCUUUCGGGGCCGUCAGUGGACAGCGGCUGCCGAUCACGUGAACCUAACCGUCGCGCGACUGUAUCUCUCUCUAUGGGCGGCCAAACCGGCGGUGUUUGACGACUACCGGCGCCGCGGAUUAGAGCUGUUGCGAGUGAACGCUUCCAAACACACCUUUUUUCAUGAAUUUGUACGCGAAGUGAAGCGCGAUAUCGAGUUGACGGCCAAUAGUGGCGGCGCCGAUACGCCCGACACUUACCACUAUAUAGACGUGCCGUUUGUUCAGUCCAUUGUCUGCGAGAACGGAUCCGCACCACCGCUGGUGACCGCACCCGCACUAAGAGGACUACAACCACAACCACAGCAACCAAUUGAGCCGAUGGUGUGUUUUGUUGGCGAAGAACUCACAUUCAAACUGUCGCUGAAAACACCGUUCGCUUAUGUCUUACAUCGACUCCGACUUGAGAGCGUGCCCUACCAUCUGGAGCUACGCGACAACACACCCACUGUCACCGCCAACUGA
Molecule: messenger RNA, 2473 nt
Organism: Medioppia subpectinata
Lineage: Eukaryota; Metazoa; Arthropoda; Arachnida; Sarcoptiformes; Oppiidae
Source: the annotation of a GenBank genome assembly